AUGGCUUCAAAGUUUCGAAGCUGGUGGAUCAAGCCGCUUGCGAUGUAUUACACGGAUGUCCGCCAUGUAAUGCUGCUAGACGUAGAUGACGUCAUCUUGAAAGACCCUGCUAUUGUGCGUAGUCUUGAUGGGUACGUGAAGACUGGCACAACGUUCUUUUACGACCGAGUCAUCACCCAGAGGCGCUUCUUGACUGGCAAUGAUUCUGGGGAGAUGUACGUGCACAAGCUGUUACGCGAAUUCGACUACGCCAGAUUCAACGUAUCGAAGGGGCUCGCUCCUUCGCAGCAAAUGCUCAAUACAUUUGCUCACAGAGGCAAGUCCAUUCAUGAGAUGGACUCGUCAAUGGUGCUGAUUGACAAGAAGCGCGCAGGAAAAACUGUCAUGGACAUUUUGUUUUGGUUUAUCACGGAGGAACGCUUUCGCUUUACGUAUUCGUGGGGAGAUAAGGAGACUUUCCGGCUAGCAUUCGAGAUGGCACGUGCGCCAUAUUUUUUCAGACCGUGGGGGGUCAGUGUGUACAUGCCAGUCCAGGGCUCUGACGAUGAGGAGGCUGAGAUUUUGUACAUGAACGGCAAGGCACUGAUCGAUCCGCAAAAAGUUUAA
Molecule: messenger RNA, 606 nt
Organism: Phytophthora infestans T30-4
Lineage: Eukaryota; Oomycota; Peronosporomycetes; Peronosporales; Peronosporaceae
Exons: 3
Coding region: 1-606 (201 amino acids)
Biological process (GO): protein O-linked glycosylation
Cellular component (GO): Golgi apparatus
Molecular function (GO): alpha-1,3-mannosyltransferase activity
Source: RefSeq, a predicted model, not a curated record